Nannospalax galili (Upper Galilee mountains blind mole rat) is the source of this 4168-nucleotide messenger RNA. RefSeq names its product WD repeat domain 6 (gene Wdr6). Gene Ontology annotation, molecular function: protein binding. Gene Ontology annotation, biological process: tRNA methylation. Gene Ontology annotation, cellular component: cytoplasm. The transcript is spliced from 6 exons. The coding region runs from base 123 to 3524 and encodes 1133 amino acids. Lineage: Eukaryota; Metazoa; Chordata; Mammalia; Rodentia; Spalacidae. The record is from RefSeq and is a predicted model, not a curated record.
CCCUGGUCUCUGCUACCUGUAGCUAGGGGCUCGGCGGCGGCGGCGGCGGCCAGAAGGGCUGGUUCUCGCGAGAGCGUAGCUGCCUUGUUAGCCGUGGCAGCUGCCGAGGCUCGAGCGCCGUCAUGGACUCUCUCGGAGAUUAUGUCUGGCCGCGGGCAACCUCCGAGCUCAUACUCCUCCCGGUCACGGGUCUGGAGUGCGUGGGGGACCGGCUGUUAGCGGGUGAGGGGCCUGAUAUGCUGGUGUACACCUUGGACUUUGGAGGGCAUCUGCGGCUGAUGAGGCGAGUGCAGAACCUGCUUGGCCACUAUCUUAUACAUGGGUUCCGGGUGCGACCAGAGCCCAAAGGAGACCUUGACUCAGAGGCCAUGAUAGCUGUGUUUGGGAGCAAGGGUCUCCGAAUUGUGAAAAUUAGUUGGGGUCAGAGCCAUCUUCGGGAACUCUGGAGAUCUGGCCUAUGGAACAUGUCUGACUGGAUCUGGGAUGUACGCUGGCUUGAGGGCAAUGUAGCCUUGGCCCUGGGCCACAACUCAGUGGUGCUGUAUGACCCUGUGAUAGGGUGCAUGUUGCAGGAUGUAUCCUGCACAGACAGGUGCACCCUCUCCUCAGCUUGCCUGAUUGGAGACACCUGGAAAGAACUGACCAUAGUGGCAGGUGCUGUUUCUAACCAGCUCCUAGUCUGGUACCCAGCAACUGCUUUAACAGACAACAAACCUGUGGCACCUGACCGGCGGGUCAGUGGACAUGUGGGUGUCAUCUUUAGUAUGUCAUACCUGGAAAGCAAGGGUCUGCUGGCAACUGCUUCAGAAGAUCGAAGUGUCCGUAUCUGGAAGGUUGGCGACCUGCGGGUGCCUGGGGGUCGGGUGCAGAAUAUUGGGCACUGCUUUGGACACAGUUCCCGUGUGUGGCAGGUGAAGCUCUUAGAGAAUUAUCUAAUCAGCGCAGGAGAGGACUGUGUCUGUUUGGUAUGGAGCCAUGAAGGUGAGAUCCUUCAAGCCUUUCGGGGUCACCAGGGCCGUGGGAUCCGGGCCAUAGCCACUCAUGAGAGGCAGGCCUGGGUGAUUACUGGGGGUGAUGACUCCGGCAUUCGGCUGUGGCACCUGGUAGGGCGUGGGUACCCUGGCUUGGGGGUCUCGGCUCUCUGUUUCAAGUCCCCUAACCGGCCAGGUACCCUCAAGGCUGUGACUCUGGCUGGUUCUUGGCGAGUACUGGCAGUGACUGAUGCAGGGGUCCUGUACCUCUAUGAUCUCGAGGUCAAGUGCUGGGAGCAGCUGCUAGAAGAUAACCACUUUCAGUCUUACUGCCUGCUGGAAGCAGCUCCUGGGCCAGAGGGCUUUGGACUUUGUGCCUUGGCCAACGGAGAGGGUAGUGUCAAGGUUGUCCCCAUCAACACUCCCACUGCUGCUGUGGACCAGAACCUCUUCAGUGGGAAGGUACAUAGUCUAAGCUGGGCCCUGCGUGGCUAUGAGGAGCUUCUGUUGCUGGCCUCAGGCCCUGGUGGGGUAGUAGCUUGCUUGGAAAUCUCAGCUGCACCCUCUGGCAAAGCGAUCUUUGUCAAGGAACGUUGCCGGUACUUGCUACCCCCAAGCAAGCAGAGAUGGCACACAUGUAGUGCCUUCCUGCCUCCAGGUGACUUCCUGGUCUGUGGGGACCGCCGAGGCUCUGUGUUGCUAUUCCCUGCCAGACCAAGUUUGUUCAAGGAUCCUAGGGUUGGAAUCAAGGCGAUUACUGGACCUGAGGCACCUGGAGCAGGCAGUGGCAGUGGUGGGGCUGAGAAUGUUGCAACUGGGUUAGGCCCAGUGUCCACCCUCCAUUCUCUGCAUGGGAAGCAGGGUGUGACCUCAGUUACCUGCCAUGGUGGCUAUGUAUACAGCACAGGGCGGGAUGGCAGCUACUACCAGCUCUUUGUGCAAGGUGGCAAGCUCCAGCCAGUCCUAAGGCAGAAGACCUGUCGAGGCAUGAACUGGGUGGCUGGGCUCCGCAUGGUGCCUGAUGGGAGCAUGGUCAUCCUGGGUUUCCAUGCCAAUGAAUUUGUAGUGUGGAGCCCCCGGUCCCAUGAGAAGUUGCAUAUUGUCAACUGUGGUGGGGGUCAUCGCUCCUGGGCCUUCUCUGAUACUGAGGCAGCCAUGGCCUUCGCUUACCUCAAAGAUGGGGAUGUCAUGCUAUACCGAGCUCUAGGUGGCUGCACUCGGCCACACGUGAUUCUCCGAGAGGGUCUCCAUGGCCGAGAAAUUACAUGUGUAAAACGUGUGGGCACCAUCACCCUGGGCCCUGAAUUUGAGGUACCCAGCUUGGAGCAUCCUGAUUACUUGGAUCCUGGCAGUGAGGGGCCUGGCCUGACUGACAUCGUCAUCACAUGUAGUGAGGACACUACUGUCUGUGUCCUGGCACUUCCCACCACCACAGGAUCAGCCCACGCACUCACAGCUGUUUGUAACCACAUCUCUUCUGUGCGUGCUGUGGCAGUGUGGGGCAUUGGCACCCCAGGUGGCCCACAGGAUCCUCGGCCAGGUCUUACUGCCCAUGUAGUGUCUGCAGGAGGUCGAGCUGAGAUGCACUGCUUCAGCAUCAUGGUCACUCCUGACCCUAGCACCCCAAGCCGCCUUGCCUGCCAUGUCAUGCACCUGUCAUCACACCGGCUAGAUGAAUACUGGGACCGGCAGCGCAACCGGCAUCGCAUGGUCAAAGUGGACCCUGAGACCAGGUACAUGUCUCUGGCUAUUUGUGAACUUGACUGUGAUCGGCCUGGCUUUGGCCCCCUUGUGGCUGCAGCCUGUAGUGAUGGAGCAGUGAGGCUCUUUCUCUUGCAGGACUCUGGAAAAAUUCUGCAGCUUCUUGCUGAAACUUUCCACCAUAAGCGGUGUGUCCUCAAGGUCCACUCCUUUACCCAUGAGGCACCCAACCAGAGAAGGAGGCAGAUGCUGUGCAGUGCUGCUACAGAUGGCAGCCUGGCCUUCUGGGAUCUCACCACUGCAUUGGACCGUGGCUCUACUACCCUGGAGCCUCCAGCACACCCUGGCCUUCCCUACCAGCUGGGCACUCCAUGCAUGACCCUCCAGGCCCACAGCUGUGGAGUCAACAGUCUGCACACGUUGCCUACACCUGAGGGCCACCAUCUGGUGGCCAGUGGCAGUGAGGAUGGCUCCCUCCAUGUCUUUGUGCUUGCUGUGGAGAUGCCAGAGCUAGAAGAGGCUGAUGGGGAGGUUGAUAAGGAGGCUGAUGGGGAGGCUGAGGCUGAGCUAGUGCCCCAACUGCGUAUCCUAGAGGAAUACUCUGUCCCCUGUGCACAUGCUGCCCACGUGACGGGCCUCAAGAUCCUAAAUCCAAGCCUCAUGGUCUCAGCCUCCAUUGACCAACGGCUCACCUUCUGGCGUCUGGGGCAUGGUGAGCCCACCUUCAUGAACAGCACCGUGUACCAUGUACCAGAUGUGGCUGACAUGGACUGCUGGCCUGUGAGCCCUGAGUUUGGCCACCGCUGUGCUCUUGGGGGCCAGGGGCUUGAGGUUUACAACUGGUAUGACUGAAUUAUCUUAAAACGGCUGGCGUGCAUGCGGUCUGCACACAGACAGUGGAGCAGGGAUCAACUGUGACAGUGUACUUUGAGGUGACGUGUAGUGCCAUUGGUUCCUGACUUGAGAGCUGGAGGUUAGUAGAGUGCUGAAUAGAUGGACCAACACCAUGCUCCACUCUCCACAACAGGACAGAACUGUAACAGAAGCAAUUUAUUUUGGCUUUACACUCCCAACAUCUGUGAGGUUUUGUUUUCUAGUUGAUUUUUAAAACAUUCCCAGUUAUUGGGCCCUUAGAUACGGCUCAGCGGAGGGAGGCCCAGCAUAGCCAGGCCUGUGUGGAACACUUCACGUACAGCCCUCAGAAGCUGAAGGCGGGCAAACAUCUGACCAAAGAGGUGUGGUCGGGGCUCCUGGAGGAAAAGGACAUGCUGGUCUCAACCACUAUUCCCCUUGUCUUUACCCUGUCUCCCUGCAUCUCCCACAGACCCUGUUUUGCUGUGAGCUUACCCCUAGGAUGUGUACCCGGUUAUAGUAUGAGCUGAAAUCCAUGCUGAGCUGCACCAGGAACUUACACACCUAGAGACAGAGGCUGAGUCAUUGAACUGUUGUCCUUGCUUUUGUGUCCUAGCCCAGAAUAAAGAAUAGAGUUUAUAGUG